This is a messenger RNA of Acanthopagrus latus (yellowfin seabream), 938 nucleotides long. RefSeq lists its product as uncharacterized. The record is from RefSeq and is a predicted model, not a curated record. NCBI's taxonomy places the organism in Eukaryota, Metazoa, Chordata, Actinopteri, Spariformes, Sparidae. The transcript has 5 exons. Gene Ontology annotation, biological process: response to bacterium. The coding region runs from base 1 to 687 and encodes 228 amino acids.
AUGAAGAACUUCACUUUGAUAGCAGCUUUGAGUCUCUGCAGCAUUAGCUGGAUCUCUGCCUCAGUCUCUCAGUAUCAGACUGUGGAGGCUCAGCCUGGUGAAGAAGUCACACUGCAGUGCAACAACAUUUCAAAAUAUGAUACUCAAACAUUCUGGUCCAGACUGGUCAACAGAACCAAGAUCAGCUGCGUUGUCGUUAAGUUGAAGUAUAGUAGCAACGUUACAGCCUGUGAUGGAUAUGAACAAAGGAAAUUUGAAGUGAAAUCCGACAUCUCCACUGUCUUUCUCAACAUCAAGAAAGUGGAUUCAUCUGACUCUGGACUGUAUUACUGUGGAUUUUUGGUAAACGCCAUUCCAGUUUUGACUCCCAUACAUCUAAAGGUUAAUGAACAGUCGGAUGGAAUAGCAAUGCUGACAAGUGUGAUCCUGGGUGCUCUGACUCUUGUCCUUGUACUGGUCGUCUUUGGUCUGGUUGUUGAAAACAGGAAACUUCAGACAGCUGUUAAGGAAGACCAGAAUCCAGAGAGAAGAGGAGAGAACCUGAUCUCUGAUCAGCUGAAGGAUGCAGCCCUGAGUUUUUACCCAACAUCAGUAAGAAGCAGGAGGCCUGCAUCAGAGAGAGAAGUGGAGACUCAAGUCAUUUAUGCUGCCAGCAGACAGACUCAGAGGGGUUCAGAGUUCAGCUGAUGCUUUUAUCAUGUUAAACCUGCUGUUGUGUUCUUUGUUGGGUAGGAGGAGUUAACAUUUUAUUAUUGCAAAAACUUCAAAUAACCAAAUGACUAAAUAGCUGACUUUUCAAGUGCUUUUACUAUCAUGUCCUCCUGGUUUUGUCUGACCUUGUGACUGUCCAGAUGGACUAUUGUUAGAUAGAGGGAUACAGCAGCAGAGGAGUGAGGUUCACCUCACUUGUUUGACAGGAAGAGGCUGCACAGUGUGGU